Molecule: messenger RNA, 4315 nt
Organism: Phyllostomus hastatus (greater spear-nosed bat)
Lineage: Eukaryota; Metazoa; Chordata; Mammalia; Chiroptera; Phyllostomidae
Gene: RSPH3
Product: radial spoke head 3
Exons: 9
Coding region: 264-1454 (396 amino acids)
Cellular component (GO): cilium
Source: RefSeq, a predicted model, not a curated record
GCGGCACCGCGGGCAAGCUCUGUGCUCCCUAGAGCGAGCCCAGGGUAGCUCCCACUUCUACACCCGGCCACUUCCCGUCCCGCCGGCUUCCUCUCUUGCCGCCCCUCCUCGCGCCCCGGAAUCCCUGCCCUUGGCACAAAGGAAACCUCUCCGGCUGCCACGACGCCUUUGCGCCCAUCAGCGUCGAAGCCAAAUUCCAUCAAAGGCGAAGUGCUUCCACCCCAGACGGGGCCUCCACGUUGACUGGCCGCGCCUCUCGGACCAUGAGCACCUACACCUACACCUUCACCAGCCGGCCCCGGGUCCUGCCGUGCCAGCGCCGCCGUUACCGGGACAGCCUGGUGCAGCCAGCCGAGGAGCCCACGCCAUACGCGAACAUCAUGUAUGACCGGAGGGUGAUCCGGGGCAACACCUACGCUGUCUACCAGGAGCCGCCCCGUGGGCAGCUCAGUGACACAGACGUUCAGAGGCACCGUCGGACGCAGAAGAGGGCUCUUUCCAAAAAACGAACCCAAGAACAGCUGAGGCCGUGGACGCCGGAACCCGUGGAAGGCAGAAAGCACGUGGACGUGCAGACAGAAUUAUACCUUGAAGAAAUUGCCGACCGCGUAAUAGAAGUUGAUAUGGAAUGCCAAACAGAUGCGUUUUUGGACAGACCACCAACACCACUUUUUAUUCCUGCCAAAACUGGCCGAGACGUGGCCACCGAAAUACUAGAAGGAGAGCUCUUUGACUUUGACCUUGAAGUCAGGCCGAUGUUAGAAGUUCUGGUGGGGAAGACCAUCGAGCAGGCUCUCCUGGAAGUGAUGGAGGAGGAGGAGCUGGCCAACCUGCGGGCCGGCCAGAACGCGUACGAGGAGCUGCGCAACGUUGAACUUGCUGAAGUUCAGAGACUCGAGGAGCAAGAGAAACGGCACCGACAGGAGAAAGAGCGCCGGAAGCAGCAGCAGUGGGAGGUGGUGCACAAGCACAAGCAGACGGCGGAGAAGAUCGCCGCCCGCGCCUUCGCCGUGCGCUACCUGUCCGACCUCCUGCCCUCGGUCUUUGGCAGCCUCCGGGACGGCGGCUACUUCUUCGAUCCCAUCGAGAGAGAUAUUGAGCUAGGAUUCCUUCCAUGGCUAAUGAAAGAAGUCGAGAAGACUGUGGAACACGGCAUUGUGGGAAGGACAGUGCUUGACAUGCUCAUCCGCGAGGUCGUGGAGAGGAGACUGACCAUGUACGAGCGUAAGGACGGCAAGCUCCCGCCUGUGAAACCCAAGGGCCGGCCCAGCGGCCCUGCAGCGCGGAGGAACCCGCCGAUGGGCCACGAGUUCCAGGACCAGCGGCCGCUUCCAAACCCUGACCCCCUGCGGAGAACAGACACGGUGUCGUCCCGGGAGAGGAUGCUCAGGGAGGAAGAGGACGAACUCACGGAGCUGAGGAGCUCCUCCCGGAGCGGGGCCUGGGAGGCCUGAGGCCGCCCGGCGCCCGCUGGCACCAGCGCCGCAAGCACCAGCGAUCAGUGUUUUUCAGUGAGUGUGUUACGGAACGCCGGAUGUUAGUACCGUCGGCCACUGGACUUCCCUUCCCUCCAGGAGAAGCCCCUCAAGGGAGGAGUGCCCCGUUGCUGGGUGGCCAAAAGCUGCGGCCCCCCCUCUCGUAAGGACCAAGGACUACACCCGCAUCUGUAUAAAAUGAACAGGCGGUGACCCCUUCCAGCGCUAAUAUUCAGAUAAGGCACAUGUGGGGCUCUGUGACUCAGUAAUACUCUCCCGUCUAUUUUUUUUUUCCACAUUUCCGCCACUAAGAAAUUUGAGUGAUGCCAAUAAAGUUACGAUCCCCGCUCACCCUUGCGCCCGUCCACUCCCUUCCUCAGAGAUAGCCGCUGCCAUUCACUAGGUGUGCGCCUUUGGGCCUGUUUGAGGAUGUUUGUAUAUUUAGACACCUAGAAAUAUGUGGGUUGACUUCUCUUGACAUACAUGUAUUUCUAUAAUAGAAAUUAUAAUAGAAAUCUAUAAAUAGAAAUGUAUUAUUUGCAUCGUCACCUCAUGGUCUACCUUGGACCUUUCCACUUUGAUGCAUAUAAAUCCCUUUUUCAAUGUGGUGAGACAUUACACACUGUGACUGUAUUACAGUCCAGGGAAUCUGCAUUUGACUGUUGAAUCCGGACUGGUUGACAGAUUUCCCUGCACUGCUGAAAAUCGGAUAUUUUACCUCCAAAGUCACGUUGCUCCUGAGCAGUCACCGAAGGCUGCCAAGGCCCAGGCGCACAACAGCCCGUUCCCCUCGGAGUGAGCUGUAGUGACCUGCAACAACCCGCAGUUACUGACACAUUUACCCUCAUUUCUUUCUAAGUCAGGCGCCAAAAACACACCCGCACGUCAACAAUGGAGGAAGAACAUCUUUCUCCAGUUGAAGAAAGGACUCGUGCCGUGCGGCUGCGUAGCGUAGCAGGGUUCUCAGACCAUCCCCGCACAUCGCUCCGUCAUCCACACCUCACGGCGCCCCUUCUGAAGUGCGGGCGACAGUGUCUUCAUUGUCACUCUCGCUCGCCAGUUCGGCCAGCCAGCGAGCACUGACCGAGGGCCUGCCGAGUGUCAGCUCCACGCGGGAGGCGGCGGAGCCCCAGGCGGCGGAGCCCCAGGCGGCGGGGUGCGGGUGAGAAACGCCACAGCUCGGGGGUUCGGAGUGACGUGCCAUCGCUGCCCAGCCUGCUAAGUAACGGGAUGGAGGCUGGACCCCGGAUCUGCUUGCUGCUAACCCAGUGUGCUUUCCUCUAAACAGCCGUGAGCCCUCGUGAGGUGGGCUCAGAGAGUAACUCCAAAGAAACGACCGCAUUGCAGCGCGUUAAAUGUUGGAAUCGCCGCUGGUACCCACAGCUGGGUUAGUUCCACCUCGCUGAACACUCUUCAUGGUCUUCCUAAAAUGUGUAGGAUUCAUUUUGGCAAGAAGACCAAAAAAAUUUUUUAAUUAGGGUUGCUGCUGAUCAUUAUUAUUAUAGAUCUUAAAAUACCUACAAUUUUAAGAAUGCUUUCAAAGUGGACUUGAGACUGUCUUGUGCAGUGGUUAUCCUUCUGCACAAUAGUCUGGUCCCUUAAGCGCUUUGCAGAGGCUUCACUGGCCCUUCAGACCUGCGCUCUGUACCUCCCCACCUUCUGAAGACACAGCAAUCUGCGGGGGCCUCCCCCAACCCCACGCCGCGCUGAGCGGCCGAGCCUGACUCUGCCCUGCUGCGUUCUGGAGGGGACAGAGGGCGCCGUCCCUGGGAUGCAGCUCGGAGACACGGGCUGGUGUUGGCUGGUGCGACAGUAGUGAACGGAAAGUUUGCAUGUUACCCGCGGUGACGAAGAAGUUCCCCAGGCACAUGAAGUAGUUCGUGGGGAAACAAAAGGCUCGGAUCCCGGGAGUGCAGGCUUCCGGUGACUGCGAGCAGCUCUGCGGACGGGUGGCUGGACGCACCGCCGCGUGCGGACCGCCACUGGCUGUGCCCACAGUCGCCACUGCUCUUCUCGUGAGCUCUGCUCCUUUCUGUCGUUCCAACAAACACCAGGCUAACAGACGCCAGAGAUUCAUGAAAUAGAUGACACAUAAUAAGUUUAUAGAGCUGUCGUCUCUGACAUAAAUCCUGAUCACUGAAACCGACCAGAGAGUAGAAGCAACAAGGCGCCGUGGCACCUGCGCCGCUGGGACUUCUGCCGGCGCGGCCUGGGAAGUCCCGCGUGUCUGAGUGUGCACAUGAGAACACCCGUGUGUCCUCUGGCUCAACAGUCGGAGCCGCUCACCUCCAUCUAGGUAGGACAGAGGCGCUCUGGAGAGACCCGCGCACGGGUCUAACGGCCCCCCAGACCAGGGCGCACCCGUUGUUCUUGGCCACAGCGCCAGCCUUCCCAAGCUUCCUCCCUCACAGUCAGACACGCAGACAGGAGUGUCCCCAGCAGGGCGUUGCUGUCGUUGGGAAGUAUUGUUGACGGUAUUGGAUCGGUGUCCACAAUCCUCACUUUGAAUCAGGGCAUAUUUACCUUUGAUUUUUAGUGAGACCAACUUACAAAUUAAAUUUAGUAAACUGGUGGUUUAGAUAAUAUUUUUCUGUUUUUAAUAAACCAUGGAAAUAAUAUAACUUAAAUACAUGCAUUAAAAGAUGCAGUAAUAUUGUAAGUUUGCUUAUAAAUAAAAUCAGUCAAGAUAUUUAAAAGUUUGAAAUUUCAGGAUAAAGAUAUCUUAAAGAUAACAUCUAAACAAUCUUAAGUUCAUUAAAAAAUGCAGUUUAAAACCUGAAUAAGUUUUUAUCACUACAUGAAUUUAUAAUUUUUAUAGAAUUGAAUAUUUUUAUUUUUAU